Messenger RNA from Vitis vinifera (wine grape), 915 nucleotides. Its product is annotated as receptor-like protein EIX2. Lineage: Eukaryota; Viridiplantae; Streptophyta; Magnoliopsida; Vitales; Vitaceae. Bases 1 to 915 code for a protein of 304 amino acids. The record is from RefSeq and is a predicted model, not a curated record. Gene Ontology annotation, molecular function: protein binding. The transcript is spliced from 2 exons.
AUGGGGAACUUCGAUGGAAAGUUCAUUGAAACAUUACCAGGGGAUGGUGAGAUUAGAUAUACAUCGGGUCUAAUGGUUCUUGUCCUUCAUUCGAAUAAGUUCAAAGGAAGUAUUCCUCUUGAACUCUGCCACCUUGAUUCCCUUCAAAUCCUGGACUUGGGAAACAACAAUCUCUCUGGAACCAUUCCCAGAUGCUUUGGUAAUUUCAGCAGCAUGAUCAAACAAUCAAAUUCAAGUUCCCCCUUUCCUUUUCAUAAUGCACGUCAUUUUGAUUCGGAAUCAACCGACACAGCAACGCUGGUUAUGAAAGGAGUAGGCAACACUCUUGGCCUCCUAGUUGGCAUAGACCUCUCAAGGAAUAAGUUCUCUGGUGAGAUCUCAGAAGAACUCACAGGUCUCCAUGGAUUGAUAUUCUUGAACCUGUCUAAUAACCAUCUCCAAGGGAAGAUUCCUAUGAAGAUUGGGGCCUUGACAUCACUGGAGUCUCUUGAUCUCUCCAUGAAUAGACUUUCUGGUGUUAUUCCUCAAGGUAUGGCAAACAUAUCAUUUUUGAGCCAUUUAAAUUUGUCAGACAACAACUUCUCUGGCAAAAUUCCAUCAGGCACCCAGAUCCAAGGCUUUAGUCCCCUCAGUUUUAUUGGCAACCCGAAGCUUUGUGGAGCUCCAUUGACUGAUGGUUGUGGUGAAGAUGGUAAGCCAAAGGGUCCAGUUCCAGACGAUGAUGAUGAAGAGGACAAUGGAUGGAUUGAUAUAAAAUGGUUCUAUUUGGAUGCUUGUGCUGGAGAUUAUGCACAACAAAGCCAAAUAUCGGGCAAUGUUAAUGAAGAUGAUGAAUGGAUCGAAAUGAAGUGGUUCUAUCUGAGCAUGCCAUUGGGGUCUGUGGUGGGUUUUUGGCCUGUUUUGGGUCAUACUUGA